Molecule: messenger RNA, 5885 nt
Organism: Orcinus orca (killer whale)
Lineage: Eukaryota; Metazoa; Chordata; Mammalia; Artiodactyla; Delphinidae
Gene: DCAF1
Product: DDB1 and CUL4 associated factor 1
Exons: 25
Coding region: 360-5039 (1559 amino acids)
Biological process (GO): protein ubiquitination
Cellular component (GO): Cul4-RING E3 ubiquitin ligase complex; nucleus
Molecular function (GO): histone H2AT120 kinase activity; nuclear estrogen receptor binding
Source: RefSeq, a predicted model, not a curated record
GCCAAGUCAUGACUACAGUAGCGGUACAUGUGGACUCCAAAGCUGAGCUCACUACCCUGCUGGAGCAGUGGGAAAAGGAACAUGGCAGUGGGCAGGACAUGGUACCUAUCCUUACCAGGGGACACGGGUUCCAUCCCUGUUCCGGGAAGAUCCCACAUGCCGUGGAGCAACUAAGCCCGUGCGCCACAACUACUGAGCCUGCGCUCUAGAGCCCACGAGCCACAACUACUGAAGCCUGCAUGCCUAGAGCCCGUGCUCCACAGCAAGAGAAGCCCACGCACCACAACGAAGAGUAGCCCCCGCUCGCUGCAACUAGAGAAAGCCCGCACGCAGCAACGAAGACCCAACGCAGCCAAAAGAUGUCUGAAUUGAUUGAAAAAGAAACUGAAGAAUAUCGUAAGGGGGAUCCAGACCCAUUUGAUGAUCGACAUCCUGGUCGAGCUGAUCCAGAGUGUAUGCUGGGCCACUUGCUGAGAAUACUCUUCAAGAAUGAUGAUUUCAUGAAUGCACUGGUGAAUGCAUAUGUGAUGACAAGCCGAGAGCCCCCUUUAAACACUGCUGCUUGCAGACUCCUACUGGACAUCAUGCCAGGGCUAGAAACUGCUGUCGUCUUUCAAGAAAAGGAAGGAAUUGUUGAGAAUCUUUUCAAAUGGGCCCGAGAGGCUGAUCAGCCACUGAGGACAUAUUCUACUGGUCUGUUAGGAGGUGCUAUGGAAAAUCAAGACAUUGCUGCCAACUACAGGGAUGAAAAUUCACAGCUGGUGGCAAUAGUACUUCGAAGACUGAGGGAGCUACAGCUUCAGGAAGUAGCUUUGAGGCAAGAAAGCAAGCGUCCUAGCCCACGAAAGCUCUCCUCUGAACCCCUUUUGCCUCUGGAUGAAGAAGCUGUGGAUAUGGACUAUGGCGACAUGGCUGUAGAUGUAGUGGAUGGCGAACAAGAGGAAGCUUCUGGAGACAUGGAGAUCUCCUUUCAUCUUGAUUCAGCCCACAAGACCAGUAGCAGAGUGAACUCAGCAACUAAACCUGAGGAAGGAGGAUUGAGGAAAAACAAGUCAGCAAAACAGGGUGACAGAGAGAGCUUUAGGAAAGCCAAGCAAAAGUUGGGUUUCUCAUCAUCUGAUCCAGAUCGCAUGUUUGUUGAGCUGUCUAACAGCAGCUGGUCAGAAAUGUCCCCCUGGGUGAUUGGCACCAAUUAUACCCUUUAUCCUAUGACUCCUGCUAUCGAGCAGCGACUCAUUCUCCAGUAUCUGACCCCUUUAGGAGAAUAUCAGGAGUUACUUCCCAUAUUCAUGCAACUUGGAUCACGGGAUUUGAUGAUGUUCUAUGUUGACUUGAAACAGACUAACGAUGUCCUACUUACAUUUGAGGCACUCAAGCACCUAGCAUCUCUCCUGCUCCAUAACAAGUUUGCCACAGAAUUUGUUGCACAUGGUGGAGUACAGAAAUUACUGGAAAUUCCUCGUCCUUCUAUGGCUGCAACUGGUGUAUCCAUGUGCUUGUAUUACCUGUCCUACAACCAGGAUGCCAUGGAAAGAGUUUGCAUGCAUCCCCACAAUGUUCUGUCUGAUGUGGUGAACUACACACUGUGGUUAAUGGAAUGUUCUCAUGCUUCAGGAUGCUGCCACGCUACCAUGUUUUUCUCAAUCUGCUUCUCCUUCCGGGCUGUAUUGGAACUCUUUGACCGCUAUGAUGGUCUUCGUCGUCUGGUGAACUUGAUCAGUACUUUGGAGAUUCUAAAUUUGGAAGAUCAGGGUGCACUUCUGAGUGAUGAUGAAAUAUUUGCUAGCCGCCAAACUGGGAAACAUACGUGCAUGGCCUUGCGCAAGUACUUUGAGGCUCACCUGGCCAUUAAAUUGGAACAAGUGAAGCAGUCACUUCAGAGGACUGAGGGUGGCAUUCUUGUUCAUCCUCAACCCCCUUACAAGGCAUGUUCAUAUACUCAUGAACAGAUUGUGGAAAUGAUGGAGUUUUUGAUAGAAUAUGGCCCAGCGCAGCUAUAUUGGGAGCCAGCUGAAGUCUUCCUCAAACUUUCUUGUGUCCAACUCUUGUUGCAGCUUAUUUCUAUUGCUUGUAAUUGGAAGACCUAUUAUGCAAGGAAUGACACUGUGCGCUUUGCUUUGGAUGUCUUGGCUAUUCUCACUGUUGUGCCAAAAAUUCAGCUCCAGUUGGCAGAAUCAGUGGAUGUGCUGGAUGAGGCUGGCUCCACCGUCUCCACUGUAGGUAUCAGCAUUAUUUUGGGAGUGGCUGAGGGUGAGUUCUUUAUUCAUGAUGCUGAAAUUCAGAAGUCAGCACUUCAGAUUAUCAUCAAUUGUGUGUGUGGCCCGGAUAACAGAAUUUCUAGUAUUGGCAAAUUUAUCUCUGGAACUCCUCGGAGAAAGCUGCCUCAGACUCCCAAAAGCAGUGAGCACACUCUGGCCAAGAUGUGGAAUGUGGUCCAGUCCAACAAUGGCAUCAAGGUGCUUCUGUCCUUACUCUCCAUCAAGAUGCCCAUCACAGAUGCAGACCAGAUCCGGGCCCUGGCCUGCAAGGCCCUGGUGGGCCUGUCUCGCAGUAGCACUGUCCGGCAGAUCAUCAGCAAACUGCCCCUUUUCAGCAGCUGUCAAAUCCAGCAACUGAUGAAAGAGCCUGUGCUGCAGGACAAACGCAGUGACCAUGUCAAGUUCUGCAAAUAUGCUGCUGAGCUCAUUGAACGGGUGUCAGGAAAGCCACUUCUCAUUGGCACUGAUGUGUCACUGGCACGACUGCAGAAAGCAGAUGUUGUUGCCCAGUCAAGGAUCUCCUUUCCUGAGAAAGAGCUGCUUCUGCUGAUACGAAACCAUCUCAUUUCUAAAGGGCUUGGGGAGACAGCAACUGUGCUGACUAAAGAGGCUGACCUGCCCAUGACUGCUGCCUCCCAUUCUUCUGCCUUCACCCCAGUCACUGCUGCUGCUUCUCCUGUUUCUCUUCCCCGUACCCCUCGCAUUGCCAAUGGCAUUGCAACUCGACUGGGCAGCCAUGCUGCUGUGGGUGCCUCUGCCCCUUCUGCCCCCACUGCUCAUCCUCAGCCACGGGCCUCCCAGGGUUCACUAGCUCUGCCUGGCCCGUCUUAUGCAGGCAACUCUCCUUUGAUUGGUAGGAUCAGUUUUAUCAGAGAGAGGCCAUCACCCUGCAAUGGCAGGAAAAUCAGAGUGUUGCGGCAGAAGUCGGACCAUGGCGCCUACAGCCAAAGCCCAGCCAUAAAAAAGCAGUUGGACAGACAUCUUCCUUCCCCACCUACGCUGGACAGUAUCAUCACAGAAUAUCUUAGAGAGCAGCAUGCUCGCUGCAAGAACCCAGUUGCCACCUGCCCACCUUUCUCUCUCUUUACUCCUCACCAAUGUCCUGAGCCAAAACAGAGGCGGCAAGCGCCAAUAAACUUUACCUCAAGGCUAAACCGCAGGGCAUCAUUUCCAAAGUAUGGAGGGGUGGAUGGCGGAUGCUUUGAUAGGCACCUUAUCUUUAGCAGGUUCCGUCCUAUUUCAGUGUUCCGGGAAGCCAAUGAGGAUGAGAGUGGCUUCACCUGUUGUGCAUUCUCAGCACGAGAGCGGUUCCUGAUGCUUGGCACCUGCACUGGGCAAUUGAAGCUCUAUAAUGUGUUUAGUGGACAGGAGGAGGCCAGCUAUAACUGUCACAACUCAGCUAUCACACACCUUGAACCUUCCAGGGACGGGUCCUUGCUGCUGACAUCUGCUACUUGGAGCCAGCCUCUGUCUGCACUUUGGGGAAUGAAAUCAGUAUUUGAUAUGAAGCAUUCCUUCACAGAAGAUCACUAUGUUGAGUUCAGUAAGCACUCUCAGGAUCGAGUCAUAGGCACAAAAGGAGACAUUGCCCAUAUUUAUGAUAUUCAGACUGGCAACAAGCUGUUGACUCUGUUUAACCCAGAUCUUGCCAACAACUACAAGAGGAACUGUGCCACCUUUAAUCCUACAGAUGAUCUUGUCUUAAAUGAUGGCGUCCUCUGGGAUGUCCGCUCUGCACAGGCCAUCCACAAGUUUGACAAGUUCAACAUGAACAUCAGUGGCGUUUUCCAUCCGAAUGGGCUGGAGGUCAUCAUUAAUACUGAGAUUUGGGACCUUCGUACUUUCCAUCUUUUACACACAGUUCCUGCUCUAGAUCAGUGUCGAGUGGUGUUCAACCACACGGGGACAGUGAUGUAUGGAGCUAUGUUGCAGGCAGAUGAUGAAGAUGACUUACUGGAAGAGAGGAUGAAAAGCCCUUUUGGAUCAUCCUUCCGAACAUUUAAUGCAACUGAUUACAAACCUAUAGCGACCAUUGAUGUGAAACGGAACAUUUUUGACCUAUGUACAGACACCAAAGACUGCUAUCUUGCUGUCAUCGAGAACCAAGGCAGCAUGGAUUCUCUGAACAUGGACACGGUGUGCAGGCUGUAUGAAGUAGGCAGGCAGCGUCUGGCAGAGGAUGAGGAUGAAGAGGAGGACCAGGAAGAGGAAGAACAGGAGGAAGAAGAUGACGAUGAAGAUGAUGACGACACUGAUGAUUUAGAUGAGCUUGACACUGACCAGUUGCUGGAGGCGGAGUUGGAGGAGGAUGACAACAAUGAGAACGCAGGGGAGGAUGGCGACAAUGACUUUUCUCCCUCUGAUGAGGAGCUAGCAAACCUGCUAGAGGAGGGAGAGGACGGAGAAGAUGAAGACUCUGAUGCAGAUGAGGAAGUGGAACUGAUCCUGGGGGACAAGACUGAUAGCGGCUCGAAACAGAGCAGACACAAGGACCACCCUCCUGAAUGGAAGGUUUGGGAACAUGCAGUUCUUCAUCAGCUUUCCCCGAGUGGAGUCUCUCAGGUACGUGGGAAAGGGCUGAUGAGGGAUUCUUUGGAACCAGUGGCUGUCCCUCUCCUCAUGGGAACCCCAGGGCCUAUGGGCGUUUUCAGGGCUCCAGCUCAGGACCUGCUGGCCCAUUUCCCUGGGGACCUUGUUAAAAUUGUUUCACAGCUUCCUAAGCUGAGAGUGAUCAAAAUGGGCACUAGAAUUUUUCCUUUACCUUCACUCAGCAAAUACUAGAGCUAGGUACUAUGUUUCUCUCCGAUUUCUGUCAUCCAGACAGGUGCAUCUACCUCACUUUGAGGGUUCUGUUACCACCUAGUUUCACCUCUUAAUGGAUCCUUCCAGAGGUGUUCAUGUGGUCUAUUCACUGCCUGGAAGGCAGAUGGUCAAGCAGAGGGUCAGACACAGUGCCACCUUCCAGGGUGCCACAGCUACUCCCUGCUGGCCUCCAGCCCAGUUUUUCUCGUAUUGCUGCAAGCUCUGGCUUGUAUCUUUUGGGAAUUUGUUCCCUUCAGAUUAUAUUUAGAAAUUUCAGAGGAAUGAAUCCCAGGUUGACUACCUCUGCCUUUAUGAGGUCUUCUGAGAAGAGAAUGGCUGACGAGUUUAAGAGAAGUCUCAUCCUUGCUUGGGCUCAGCCUGCCUUUUUAGUGGUCGUGGGGGUCAGGCAGGCCUGUGCCCACCGGAGGGACUCCAGAGGCCAAAGGACUACACAGGCUCACUCACUGAUCCUAUCAGCCCUGCCCCUUUGCAGCCACUCAAAGCACCAUGGGCGAAAGCUUCAGAGGGGGCUUGCCUGGUCCCUUUAGGGCCUUUCAGGCAGGAGGAAGAACCUCUAGGAAGCAAGAGGGUACCAUGUCCAGGUCCUUUGAAAGGUAAGCAAGCAAGAGGUCCCAGGAGUAACCAUCAUUCCCCAAACAAUAUAUUUUCCAGAGUCAGCUCUGAGGAGUUAAUUGACAUGUUUUCUUCUUUCAGGAAACUGGUAAUUAACCAUGCUCAGGCAUAAAUUUAUGUGUAUGCAGGUGCUUUCUCCCUGAAAGCUUCCUACAAGCCUAGUGCGUAAUCUAGUCUCUCCCUUUCCUUACC